Molecule: messenger RNA, 11139 nt
Organism: Sycon ciliatum
Lineage: Eukaryota; Metazoa; Porifera; Calcarea; Leucosolenida; Sycettidae
Product: inositol 1,4,5-trisphosphate receptor type 1-like
Exons: 63
Coding region: 38-9460 (3140 amino acids)
Biological process (GO): release of sequestered calcium ion into cytosol
Cellular component (GO): sarcoplasmic reticulum; secretory granule membrane; endoplasmic reticulum membrane
Molecular function (GO): inositol 1,4,5-trisphosphate-gated calcium channel activity; calcium ion binding; phosphatidylinositol binding
Source: RefSeq, a predicted model, not a curated record
CACGCGCACUGUGCUGUGUUUUGCGCGUGUCGAUCGCAUGGCCGUGCCCAUGCCAGGAUCGACCAGGUGCGGACGUAGAUUCUACGACUCGGGAGUUUACACUUACAGAAUACAGGGCCCUGGAGCUGUGCAGCAUGCAGUUCAGCUAGGCAGGCAGCAGCAGCUGAGCGAAGCUAGCUGUACUUUUUUCGUUCAACCGAGUCUGCGUUGUGUUUUUGGGCCCGUUGGCGUUGCGCUUUCAUUCUGGUCAAUAUUUACGUGGCUUUCAUCUGAGUUUGUAGCUAGGUCUUCGUCUCUUGGAGGCGACCGUUUCUGGAAUGUUGCCGUACGAGCAGAUUUACCGGAUCUGAGUUUGAACGGAGAGAACCAAAGGGCAGGAGUAGCCUGCACGACUUACCACAAACGCAGCCGCUGGAGUGAAGCCAGUCGCGCUGCCCCCGGCACUCUGUCGACCAACGGUUCCUAUGCGAUGAACCCAUUCCAAUCGCUGAUGCCGUCAUCCAGUGGUUACUCAUCAGUGUCGGGAAUGUCCGAGUCGGCGUCCAGCUUUCUUCACUAUGGCGACGUCACGUCGCUGUUUGCCGAGGGCCCAGUGCAGGGCUUCAUCAGCACACUCGGUCUCGUCGACGACAGAUGUGUUGUGCAGCCAGAGGCCGGCAACCUGGUCAACCCACCAUCGAAGUUCAGAGACUGCCUGUUCAAGAUUGUGCCCAUGUACCGCUACGCGGCACGCAAGCAGUUCAAGGAGGCUGGCAAGCGUGAUACGUGGAACAUCCCGGAUGUCAUGCUCGUCAACCGCCUCAAGGAGGCCGUGGAACACGAACAACGUCAGAACGAGGAAGAGCAGCGCAAGAGCCUCGGUGAGGUGGUCACCUAUGGCAGCGUGGUGCAGCUACUUCAUUUGAAGAGCAACAAGUUCAUCGCCGUCAACAAGAAGAUGUGGGCGCAGAUGGAGAAGAAGGCCAUGCGUGUCUCGCUGGACACCUGGGGCAACGAGGGCUCCUGGUUCUACAUCCAGCCGUUCUACAAGCUCCGCUCUCCUGGCGACAACGUGGUGGUGGGCGACAAGGUCAUUCUCAUGUCCGUCAACGCCAGCCAGCCGCUCAACGUCAGCCAGAAGGAGCUCAGCGAUCACCAGGAAUGCAAGGAGGUGAACUGUUUGAAUGGAGAUACGAGUUGGAAGGUGUCUCUGUUUAUGGAUUAUCAUGAGAACCGGGACGAUGUGUUGAAAGGAGGUGACGUAGUGCGGCUGUUCCACUCCGAACAGGAAAAGUUCACAACGCUGGAUAACUAUAAAACCGAGCCUUGUGUGUUCCUGCGGACGUCCGGCCGCGCUAAGCCUACUGAUGCCACCAGCUCACUGGCACUGUGGGAAGUUGAGGUUGUGCACAUGGAUCGCUGCCGCGGAGGAGCGGCACGUUGGAACAGCUACUUCCGCUUCAAGCACCUUGCCACCGGCAUGUAUAUGGCAGCGGAGGUGGACCAUGACACGACGUUCGACUCGAACCGUGCCAAGCUACGCGGAGCCCCGAACAACCUCGUCUUCCACCUGGUGCCAAUCAACCAAGGCCAUGACGUCGCGUCCAUAUUCGAGCUGGACGGCACCGCGGUGCAGCGUGGUGAUCAAUACGUGCCAAAGGGAUCAUACGUGCGUCUCCGUCAUCUGUGCACAAACACGUGGGUGCAUUCCUGUUCCAUACCAAUCGACAAAGACAAGAAGGAGAAGCCUGUCAUGCAUAAGUUGGGUGCUGCAGCUCUGCGAGAUGACAAGGAGGCGUUUGCACUGGUUCCCGUCAGCACGCAGGAGAUCCGUGAUCUGGACUUUGCCAACGACGCAAGCCAAGUGCUCAAGAAGCUGGCUACACACAUGGAGAGAGGCAUUAUUACCAGUAGUGAGAAAAAGUCUGCUAUCAAGCUGUUAAGUGACAUCAUCUACUUUGUGAUGCGCAAGGAGAACACCGAGGGUGACGCGCUGCAAGUAACCGGCACGCCAAUCAGAGACAGGCAGAAGCUACUCAGAGAGCAGAAUGUCGUCGCCGAGAUAUUUCACAUGCUCGAUGCACCGUUCAAGAAGCCGGCUGACGGAGGCCAGCCAAUGGCCGAGCUCAGUAACCUAGGCGACAUGAAGCACGAGCAGCUGCGGACAAUCUGCCGCCUGUGCUACCGAGCCAUCAAGUUCUCGCAGCAGAACUAUCGCAAGAAUCAGGAGCACAUAGCCAACAAGAAGUUCCCGUUCAUGCAGAAGCAGAUUGGUUACGACAUCCUGGCGGAAGACACCGUCACGGCCAUGCUCAACAACAACCGCAAGCUGCUGGAGGACUACAUCCGCUCGGAGGACAUUGAGGUGUUUGUCAAGCUCGUCCGGCAGAAUCAGCAAGCCAGGUUUCUGAAGCACUUGUCUGACCUGUGCGUGUGCAACCAGCAAGCCAUUCCCACCGUCCAGGAGCUCAUCUGUCAGAAAGUCCUCCUGGACCCGGCCAGCAGCGAUAUCCUGAUGAGAACAUGGGAAGAAGAUGAUCUGGUAAUGGUGAUGUCGUGCUCCAAGCGUAAAUACACUCUACACGAACUGGUGGAGAUGGCGCGGCUGAACAGCAAGCCCGAGAAGGACGUCCUUGACUACUACCGAUGUCAGUUAGACCUGUACUCGCGUAUGUGUCUAGAUCGUCAAUACCUGGCAAUCAACAAGCUCAGCGCCGAGCUUGACAUCGAUCUCAUUCUCAAAUGUAUGGAGGACCAGCUACUACCGUUCGACCUUCGUGCAUCAUUCUGUCAGCUAAUGUUACACCUUCACUUGGACAGCUACCCACAGGAGAUUGUCAACCCGAUAGAACUGGCUCGCCUGUGGAACGACAUACCCCGGGAGGAGCUACGCCUGGAGAUGUACAUGAACAAGCCUGUGACGAGUUUCACUCCCGGUACCUCCGCUUUGUCUCGUGCGGGCAGUCAGGAAGCUCUGGACGGCGACCACCUGGCCUCGUCGCCGCUGCCCUACUCCGGAGCACCGCCGCCCUCCUUCGCCACCACCACCACUGGCAGCAGUAGCUCUGCCGACGUCUUCUCUUCCGGUGCUGGCAUGGCAACAGCUGCUGCUGCAUCGUCGUUGUCGGCGGCGGCGGCGACGACGACGGGAUCGGCUGCAGGCUUGGGAUCUGGGUCCGGCGGCUCCGGCUCCGGCUCGGACAAGCAGCAGGGCUCGCCGCAGUCGCCGAUCAAGGCCGCCGCGGCGAUGGCGGCUGCUACGGCGGCCGGACUGGGAACACCUCCGACGCUGAGGACCCACACGGCACACGGCUUCUUGGCAGCCGGCCCGGCUAUUCACCAGCACCUGUCCAAUCGCAUCAAGCGCAACAAGCUCUCCCAGCUCAUGGGCUUUGUGCACGUGUACCUGGCUGCUGCCGCUCGACAGGAGGAUGACGACGAUCCCGAUGGCGCCGCCUUAACGGUUAUGGCCACGUCGGCCCACCCGACCGCCCCUGCUGCCUCAUCGGCGGCGGCAGGAGGAGGCCAUCAAGCACCGGCGCCGGUCAACGAGGGUGACAAGAGCCAGCUGACAUAUCAGGUUGUCAAUCUGGCGCGGUACUUGAUUUUCUUUGGCUUCUACAAUUUCAAAGACUUACUCGCGCUGACAAGACAGUUGCUGCGCACGUUAGACGAUGGCAGCGAGGCUGUUGUCAUCUCUGAAGACGAGCCGGACAAGGGUAUGAAGAUUGAGCCAGGCAUUGCGGGCCAUGGUGGAGGUGACGGCUCUGGUUCACCGCACGUGGCCGACAUGGACACGAUGCUGAAGAUCAUCGAGAUCCUGCAGUUCAUCCUGGACGUGCGGCUGGACUUUCGCAUCUCGUCGCUGCUGGUGCAGUUCAAGAACGAGUUCAUCGCCGCGUAUGGCAACCCGACCGGCCAUGACAGCGUCGACGACGAGCAGGCAGCCUCUGCCGCUGCCGGCGCGUCGACGUCUUCUUUCGCCUCCAUGGCGAGUCCACCGGCCGCCAUGGGAACGCCGAGGCAGUCGCGCAGAGCCGCGUCGCUCGCCGUCGACCCCACCCAGCUGCCGGGAUUCAAACCGGAGAUGAAUCUGGAGCGGAUUUCCGAAGAGAUGAACAAGAUCUUCGGAAACGAAGGCUCGGGCAGUGCUGACAUUCUGGACUUGGAGAACGGGCGUAUAUUUGUGCGCGUUCUCUUGUACGUCUGCUGCUCCAAGCAUCCACCCCUGGUCUCCGGUGCGCUACGAUUGCUGUUCCGUCAGUUUCGGCAGCGAUCCGAGCUGCUAGAAGCUUACAGAUCAGUACAAUUGUUAGUGACUCGUAGUGACCAGGAUAACUAUCACUUGAUUCGACGCAACACCGACAAACUGCGCAAUCUGGUGGAGAAGUCCGAGCUCUGGAUCGACACCAAGCAGAAGGAGAGCGAGUCGUCCAAGAAAGCCAAGUCCAAGGCCAAGGCGGCGGUGACUGGUGGCAAACAGCCGGCUGAGGACUCAACGAGCGGUGAAUCCUCUAACAACUACACCAAAGUCAUGACAAUUCUAAAGGAGUUUAUCAACCUGCUAAGUCCAAAGGAAGAGAAAAUCAAGAACGAGCGCCAGCGUCUACUCUGCAACAUGGGCGUACAUACAGUUGUCAUCGAUUUACUGCAAGUCUCAUUUGACAAGAACGACACGAAGAUGCUUCGCAUUCUGGAACUAGCUCAUCAGUUCCUGCAGUGCUUUGUAGAAAACUGUAGCACCAACCAGACUCUGCUCUACAAACAUCUCGAGCUGUUCAUGAGUGGCACUGGAGACACACAACGGGAGGUGAACACACUGCGCCAGAUCUUCCUGAACAACCCGGAUCUUUGCAUGAAGGUGUCCGAUCAAGUGAUCCAGUACAUCCUGACGUGCAUCGGCAAGGAGCGUCAUGUCUGCUACCUGCAGUUUUUGCAGACCAUCGUCACCUCGGACGGCGCCAAGGUGCCGAUGCAGAAGCUGCAGAUACUAGUCAUGCAGGAGUUGGUGAACGCCGGCGACGACGUCCUGAUGUUCUACAACGAUCAGAUCUCCUUCCAGCGCAUGGUGCGCCUGAUGCAGAGCGAGGAUUGCCUGGCGGACCCGAACAGCGAGAUUAACUACCACAUGCAGCUGGUGCGCCUCAUGUGCCUGUGUACAGAGGGCAAGAACGAGUACACGGAGAUCAAGUGUCACAGCGUACUGCCGCUGGACGACAUUGUGCGUGUCGUCAGCGCUGCUAACUGCCUGCCAGAGGUGAAGAAAGUGUACAUAGAUUUCCUAACCCACUGCUACGUGGACACUGAGGUUGAGAUGAAGGAGAUCUUCACCAGACAGCACAUCUGGACGCUGUUCAGUGUCAUUGUGCUCGACAUGCAACAGCUGUGUAAGAAAGAGCCGGGUGCGAGGCCAGGGAGGCAGAAGCCGGACAUGAAUCUUGUCAGCUAUCUCUCCGGUGCCGUCAUGACCCUGAUUUUCAUGUUCUUCAGCUCCACCUUUCUGGACAGCAGUACGAUAUCGUCUCGGCAAGCGGAUGUCAUCCGCCUACUGGAGGGCUGCACGGCAAUCUACUACUUGUGUGAGGCGCACUCGAUCACUGAGGCCAAGUCCAGCAUCCGCGAGACCAUUCAGAAACUCUACGACAUCGCUCAGAAUCGCAUUCACGACAUUGCCAUCUCGUCCGAGUUGGACGACCAGGUGCGCAACAUACUAUCCAGCCAGCGUACGUCCCGGGCUGCAAAUAAGUGGUUGAAGCACUACUCCAAGAACAAGUCCACGCAGAAGCCGACUGGCUCGGCCGGCUCCAUCAUUGACGCAUUCCAGGAUCUGCUGCGCAAGUUUGACGAGAUCAUUCAGCCGCUAGUGGCCAGCGAGAUGUCUGUGUUGGUGGACGUCUUCCACCGGCCCGGCCUGCUCUUCCCUAAGGGUAGCCGCGGUGUCGAGUGGAUUCGAAACGGAGGAUUUCUGCGCAGGUUGAUCUCGCACACCGAACGUUGUGAUGAGCGUCUGUGCAUCGAUAUCCUGGGUAUACUGCAGCAGAUGUUGGACAAGCAGACGGCCGCCUUCGACGAAGACAUGGCAAAGUCGCUGCGGGUACAGCUGCUAGAGCGCUACUUCGACAGUCCUUCACCGGCGGACGAGAAGCACCUGCAGAGGAGUCGCUUCACGCUGCAGAACUUGAUCACGUUUAGGUUUCGUACCGCCUAUCCCGAGCAGGCUGCCUCUGCGUCCAAGCAGUCGCGCGAAGGUUCCGGAGCAGUUUCCAAACUGGACAAGCGACGGAAUCUGCUAUCGCGCAUGAUGAGUGUACCACGUGUCCACGGCUCUGUGCAUGGGAUCGAGCAAGCCAAGGGAGAGGCCAAGCACAGCAUUACGUUUGAUGAUAUCGAGAACAACGAGAUCAUACUCAUCCGCCCGCUGCUGCCCAAACCCGACCUACAAUGUCUGCUAGACCAGGCCCACGCCACCGAGACUGUCAUACAGCUGAUGAUGGCCUCACAGGGUGGUGACCUGUUCAUGGAAUGUGUGCGCCUAGCCAUACAGCUGCUCGACGGCGGAAAUCGACCUGUCCAGAACUCCUUCUACAACUGCUUCAUGCAAGGUGGCACGGACAAGUUCUUCAAGGCCAUCCACGAUCGCAUGCAGGAAGCGGAGAAGGAGCUGAAAGGAAGCUACUCGGUCACGACCGGAGGAGCAGUGCGGCCUCAUCAGGUAGUAGGUGGUGGUGCGCCAGGUGGUGAUGCUGCCGCUGGUGGUCCUGGAACAGCACCGACGAUACAGGUGGCACCGCCGUCUACACCCGCAGUCACACCUGCGGGCCAGCAGAGACCUCCCGGACUGCAACGCAGGCAGUCGAGAACCGAAAGCUCCACAAACCUGCUGAUCGCGCCGACAGGACAGGGUGCGGCCAGCGGUACCCUGGACAUUCUCAGCCUGCCUGCCAUUGCGCACAUGGAGGAUAUUCUCCGCUUCUUGCAGCUGCUCUGCGAGACACACAACGACCUGCUGCAGAAUUACCUUCGCAAGCAGGACAACGCUCGUCAGAACUACAACCUGGUCAGCAAGACGCUGCAGUUUCUCUACUAUGUGUGUGGUGGUGCGGCCGGUGGCAUGGGACUGCUGGGGCUGUACGUCAACAGCCGCAACGUGCCGCUCAUCAUCCAGUGCCUGAUCACGCUAACCGAGUACUGCCAGGGACCUUGUCACGCCAACCAGAAUGCCAUUGCGAAUCACGACAGCAACGGCAUCGACAUCAUCAUCGCUCUCAUGAUGAAUGAUAUUGACCCACUGCGAUCUCAGUUCCCCGAGCUUGAACUGGAGCUCAAGAACAACGCAGUCAAGUGCAUCUUAUCCAUCAUGGAGAGUCGACAGGACAGCACAAUGAUUGACCGCAUCAUCCAGCGCAUUCAACCGCUGGACAAGCUGGUCUCACUGUGCCAGUACGCGUACUCGAUUGGCGAUGUCAAGGAGAUGAAGAUGGACACGUCUCCGAUUGAAAUUGGCCACAACUUCUACAUCCUGGCUCAUCAGCUGGAGAAGAGUAGUAAGGAGUUGGCCACAAUCAUGCGUCGGGCUCUCAACGACCCGGAGGAACACAAAGGUCUGUACUUCUACCACCGACACACUGCCCAGAUUGAGAUCGUACGAGAAGAUCGCAAGCUUGAGACAAUCAUCUUCCCCGUGCCUCAGAUCUGUAACUUUCUUACGGAUGACAGCAAGGAGAAGGUACAGGCAUCCGUGGAGCCUGACAACCAAGGUAGCAAGGUGCCUGGGUUCGCAGACAGAAUACCCAAGCUGUACCAGGAAAUGGAGUGGCAAAGAGCGCUGAAAGAUACGCCAUAUCUGUUCAAGGUGUGCCAGAACGAGACCGUCUGGUCGGCAUGGUCCUUCAGACUCGCCGUCAUCAUCAAUGUCCUUGUCGCUCUCUACUACCCGUUUGGCGAUGAGAUUCCGUACAUGGGUUUCACGACGUAUCUGUCACCGCACCUCAUUCUUCUUUUCUCAUUGUUCAUUCUUGGAGUGACGAUCUACCAGUGCUACGUCAUAGCCAUCAAGACGCAUCAGCUGAGUCGCUACAUGGCCGGACUUAUCAUGCUGGAGGUCCUGGUAGCGUUUGGACCGUCGCUGACCAUACGUCUGCUUUCUACUAUACAGAUCAUGAAUCGGGCGAUCCUGUUCAUGAGUUACCUUGGCAACCAUGGCGCGUUCUUCAAGGACACCGACCUGUGCAUAGCGGAUGACUCGCAGCAGGCGGAUAGGAUGGCGCGACGCCGCAGGUCCUACUGGUCCUUCGACUUUGCCUACCACCUCGUCUACCUGCUCAUCUGUUUCCUGGGCCUGGUCGGUCACGUCUUCUUCUUCUCAUUUCUGCUGUUUGACAUCCUGACCAGGGAGGAGACGCUCUUCAACGUCAUACAGAGCGUCACCAAGAACGGACGGUCCAUUCUUCUCACCGCUAUACUGGCCCUCAUACUUAUUUAUAUGUUCUCACUGGUGGGUUACACCGUCUUCCAGGAGCAUUUCUCAAUGCCUGUGGAGUGUGCAAAGCGGAACCGCACCGUUGUCGAUGCCUUGAUGGGCAGUGUGUUCGGGAAGAAAAUGCCCGAUGAGCUUCUCUUCUACCCUUCGAGCAUAUCACCGCCUGUUCACCAGUCUAACGGUGUAUGCCACGCUAACGGCACAGGCUGCAAUGUCACCAACGCCACCCGGCCGAUAACCACCGAGAACUUGGCGCCCGUCGUCCCCGAACUGGAACUGGAGUGUUCGCCGACUGAGAACCGCUGUGACACGCUCUUCAUGUGCAUCAUCACCGUCCUGGACCAAGGUAUUCGGCACGGCGGAGGUGUCGGAGAGGUCUUGGCCUCGCUCUCCAGCAAUGACCCGCUGUUUCCGCUCCGUCUUAUCUACGACAUUCUCUUCUACUUCAUCAUCAUCAUUAUCGUCCUGAAUCUCAUCUUCGGAGUCAUCAUCGAUACGUUCGCUGACCUGCGUUCGCUGAAGCAGGAGAAAGAGCUAACUCUGCGGAACACCUGCUUUAUCUGUGGACUGGACCGCAAGUCGUUCGACAAUCGCGACGUGACGUUUGAGGAGCACACUGACCAGGAGCACCGUCCCUGGAACUACCUCUACUUUGUCGUCCUGCUGCGCACCAAAGACCCGACGGAGUUUACUGGACCAGAGAGUUACGUAGCCAACAUGAUUGAGCAAGGAGACUUGGAGUGGUUUCCGCGCCUGAAAACCCUGUCGCUUGCUACGACAGAGGAGGCGGACAACGAACCAGCCGCAUACGCCUCGCUGAACGAUCAACUACAGCAGACAACAGUCCUGGUCAAACAACUCAGCGAUCAGCUGAAUGAGUUGAAGGAGAAGAUGACUGAGCAGCGUAAGCAGUACCAGCGCAGUUUCAUGCUUCACGUUCCGCACGUCCAACAGCAGCACAACAUGUACCAGAACGACGGGGCCAACGAUGACCCAAUGUAGCACGCCACCGCACGCCACUGCACGGUCUGUAGUGACACACAGUCUGCUGUGCUCACGCUUCCUAUGCAAAGUACCUGCUGAUCUGGAGUUGGCGCUUCUCUUUCAAGUAUUCCGGACGUCCGCGUUUCCCGACCUAUCGGAGCAAUGCUCCCCCCGCCCGCUCGUUAUCGCUUGCUGUUCGCCUGCUGACGAUGCCGACCCAAGUUGGGUCUGCUGCCCGCCCUGGUCUGGCUGCUGGCCCACUCGCCCCGGUAGCGUGUGGCAAGACGCACGGCGACGACGCUGUGGAAUAGAUAGCAUGUGUGUGUGUGUGUGUGUGUGUGUGUGUGUGUGUGUGUGUGUGUGUGUGUGUGUGUGUAUGUGAGAACGUGUGUCUGCACGAGUAUUUACUUCAAAAAAAUUGUUUCCGUCGAGAGUUAAGGAAGUGGUGCUGUGCCAGGCACUUUUGUCAGCCGUAGUAACAAAACAACUCGUUGGUCACAGCCGAUCAUGCAACGCCGCAUAGCUGUGCUGCUGGGCUGUCUGACUGUGCAUUUCCCGACCAAUUCCCGCUGUAUCAUGCUCUUUCUCUGGUAGUUUUUUUAUGUUUGUGUUUGUGUAUGCAUGUACGUAUGUAUGCGUGUGUUUGUUUCUGUCAAAACCGUAUCUGGCCACAAGUGCAGGAGUACAAGAAGCACUGUACUGUACCGGACGCAUUGAUUUUUCCUACCUAAAACGUUUCAUAACGAUUUAUGAGUAUGAGUGCUGGCGGUAUUGCCCAGACAAACUGACUUCUUCUUCUUAUUCUUCUUGCCAGGCGUGUUGCUUUCUUCUCUUGCUGUAUGCACCCACCGUCCGUGGGCCUUUGACCCGUGAUGCUUGUUCCCCAUGCCCUCCCCUCCCCCAGUCCCACUGUUUCAUUUUUCCCAUGCUCUGCUUUAGCCCGUUGCUCCUCCAGGUGUAUUGCUGCCAUGAACAGCAUCGGGACAGUUUGACGACGCACUGCGAAGGUGCUGUAGACCGUGUGUGUGUGUGUGUGUGUGUGUGUGUGUGUGUGUGUGUGUGUGUGUGCGUGCGUGUGCAUGUGUGUGUGUGUGUGUGUGUGUGUGUGUGUGUUUGCUGGUUCUGUGAAAGCAUCCGCCGCCGACAUUCUCGUGUCCUAUUAUAUUCUCCUUCCCUUGCUUGUUGAUGCCAUUCGCACACAUACAUACACACAUGCGGACACACACACACAUCACACACGUAUGCGGGGUGUUCCCAGAGCUAGUUCUGUCCCCCCCCCCCCUCCCCCCACACACACCCACACACACACACACGGGGAACUCGCCAGCAAAGUUGAACCAAUCCGCCCGUGUAAUAACUAGUUACAUGACUGUCCGAGUGCACACGUACUCAAUGUUCUAUUCCUGUUUGCUGCUCUUCAACCUUUAAAUUUACUGCUGGUUUGUUUUGCUACUGUCCCAUACGUUCUCCACCUGAGCUAUAUGUCAUGAUGUUAUUCUAGUUUUGGUUUUUUGGUAUUUUUUGGUAUGUUAAAAAUGUAUCUAAGGUUAUCACAAGCUCUCCCCUGCUGUGUUAGGACACUGGAAUUCAAUAACUUUUCUCAUCCAGACAAACUCUGUUUCACUGAUUUAUUUGUCUACCUCGUAUACCGGUCUUCCUCAGCAUGAAUGAUUCUAGGCAGCCGGUGCAACAUCAGA